Messenger RNA from Parathielavia appendiculata, 594 nucleotides. RefSeq lists its product as uncharacterized. Bases 1 to 594 code for a protein of 197 amino acids. The transcript has 8 exons. The record is from RefSeq and is a predicted model, not a curated record. Lineage: Eukaryota; Fungi; Ascomycota; Sordariomycetes; Sordariales; Chaetomiaceae.
AUGUGCAAGCAGAAUUUCGUCGCACAGUGGUGGGUAUUUCUUUCUGCGGGCCAGAAGGAGUUCCCGGGAGAGGACUUGAGCUACGACCUGGUCCGCAAGAAGAAUACCUUCCCUCCAGUCGCCCGCAAGUGCCCCAGUGGGAAGAUCGGGCGCCACUACGAGCGUAGACGGCGUCCUACGUUCAUGCAGCUAACGCUGCCCGUAUCCCUUCCCAAGGAGCAGAUCAUGCAGGAAUCCUCCCCUGAGAAGGUCGAUGUCGCCAAGGACGACGCGUGGGACAUGCAUGUCCAUUUCAAGCAUAUGGCGAACAAGGCGGAGACCCUGGCGUGCCGCAUGCUGGCAUAUUUCACGGCGAAACUCGAAGCGAAGGGAAAGCGCCCCGUCCUCCCCAGAAACAACGGGGUGAUAGCCGUCAUCGAGCCCCUGCUCUCGGCCCGGCAGGCGACGAGUCGGCAGCCGCGAGUACAUGGCCGAGGUCAGAAGGGCUGGAUCUGGGCGAGGCAAGGGAGCAACUUGCGUGUGUUGCUUGUCAUCCAGGACUCGUACUCUGCCAAUGGCGGCAGCCUGGCGAAGGGCCUGUCGACUAGGAUCUGA